Messenger RNA from Lates calcarifer (barramundi perch), 2904 nucleotides. RefSeq names its product histone deacetylase 3 (gene hdac3). NCBI's taxonomy places the organism in Eukaryota, Metazoa, Chordata, Actinopteri, Centropomidae. The record is from RefSeq and is a predicted model, not a curated record. The transcript is spliced from 15 exons. The coding region runs from base 148 to 1434 and encodes 428 amino acids. Gene Ontology annotation, molecular function: histone deacetylase activity.
CGUCAGUGCUGUCGCGGUUUGAUGACGCGAAUGCACGGUGUUUACCAUGGCGGCUAUUUGCUAAGUGAAAAGGAAAAUGCGGGUUUUAUAGCUGCAAAAGUAGUCACGGUUUCACUAAAUUAAAAGCCAGAAGAUAUUUCUUGCAGAAUGACCAACAGGACGUCUUAUUUUUAUGACCCAGACGUGGGCAACUUUCAUUACGGUGCUGGCCAUCCUAUGAAGCCUCACCGUUUGUCUCUGACACACAGUCUGGUUUUGCACUAUGGACUCUAUAAGAAAAUGAUGGUGUUCAAGCCAUACAAAGCAUCUCAGCAUGAUAUGUGUAGGUUCCACUCUGAAGACUACAUAGACUUCCUGCAGAAGGUCAGCCCCAACAACAUGCAGGGCUUCACAAAGAGUCUCAACACAUUUAAUGUGGGAGACGAUUGUCCUGUGUUUCCAGGUCUUUUUGAGUUCUGUUCAAGAUACACAGGAGCCUCUUUACAGGGAGCCACACAGCUCAACCACAAGAUCUGUGACAUUGCCAUCAACUGGGCAGGAGGUCUGCAUCACGCCAAAAAAUUUGAGGCGUCUGGGUUUUGCUACGUCAAUGACAUCGUCAUUAGUAUACUGGAGCUACUCAAAUACCACCCUAGGGUUCUGUACAUUGACAUAGAUAUUCACCAUGGUGACGGCGUCCAGGAAGCCUUUUACCUGACUGACCGCGUCAUGACUGUGUCCUUCCACAAAUACGGGAACUACUUUUUUCCAGGAACAGGUGACAUGUACGAGGUGGGUGCAGAGAGCGGCCGGUACUACUGCCUCAAUGUUCCUCUCAGAGACGGCAUUGAUGACCAGAGCUACAGGCAGCUGUUCCAGCCAGUUAUUAAACAGGUGGUGGAUUUCUACCAGCCCACCUGCAUCGUUCUACAGUGUGGAGCAGAUUCUCUGGGCUGUGACAGACUGGGCUGCUUCAACCUCAGUAUACGAGGGCAUGGUGAGUGUGUGGAGUUUGUAAAGAGCUUUAAGAUUCCUCUGUUGGUCCUGGGAGGAGGAGGAUACACAGUGAGGAACGUGGCUCGCUGCUGGACCUAUGAGACAUCUCUGUUAGUGGAUGAAUCCAUCAGCGAUGAGCUGCCUUACAGCGAGUAUUUUGAGUACUUUGCUCCAGACUUCACGCUGCAUCCUGACGUCAGCACCAGGAUAGAAAACCAGAACUCCAGACAGUACUUGGAGCAGAUCCGUCAGACAGUGUUUGAGAACUUGAAGAUGUUGAACCAUGCGCCCAGUGUCCAGAUCCACGACGUCCCCUCUGACAUGCUGAGCUAUGAACGCAACGACGAGCCCGAUCCUGACGAGAGGGGGGCUGAGGAAAACUACACCAGACCAGAGGCAGCCAAUGAGUUCUAUGACGGUGACCAUGACAACGACAAAGAGAGUGAUGUAGAAAUUUAACCGAUGAGAAUGAGAGAAGUGGAGCUUUUCCUCACAGCCCUCUGUUUGCAUCAGCUGCAAACAUCACAUCACUGCAGAUUAUAAAAACCCUUUCAGGAAGGACAGAAAAGACUCAAGCUCUGUUUACUCUCACUAGUUUCUGUUUCUAAAGGUCCUCAAUCUGCCUUUUCAGUUGCUCCCUCACCAUAACUCAGUGAUGUCAGCACCAGAGUCUUGUCUGUAAUGUCACUGAGUCUGUCACAGAGCGGUAUUCUCAUUUCUAUUCAACACGUCAAAUAUUGUAAAUGACAGAAAACAGCCCAAAUUAGGUAUAUUUACAGAAUGCUGGAUACUGAAACACACAUGUACAGUAUAUCAGCUGUUAUGUCUUUUCCUGUAAAAAGAGGACUGGAUAAGAUGCUCCUUCAUGAUCUCAAAACUAACUUUUUGUUUCAUUUAUGAACAGUCAAAUAUGUGGAUAUUGAUAAUAGCAUUUUUUUUCCCCUUUUCUAAUCUUGUUCAUCGUUAUUUUAGCACUGAGAUGUAUUCAGCUUUGGAAAGAGGAAAAUGUAUCCAUCAACUGAAUCUUAAAUGUCCCAGAGAAUAAUUCUGAACAUCCCAGUCAGUGUUCUGUCCACUCCUGGGAUGUAAGAGCAGUGACAGUGUGGGAUGUCCACAUGAAGCUCCACAGAAACAAACAGCCGCAGUUAUCAGCAGGUGUCAGGGAGAAGUCGUGAGGAGUUCUUGAUUUAUUCCGUCUUAUGAGACACGUGCUAAUAUGAGAAGCUGUUAAAAGUGCGCGCCAGGAUACAUUAGUCACACAUCAGCCGGUGCAGAUGUUUAAAACCAUGCUCACAGUUUUUAGACUGAUGCUCAGAUGGUUCCAAUCGUCAUUUCAUGUCAACACUUUUCUUACUUUACAGACACUGUAUAACUGACAUAAUGUGCAGUUUUUUCCAUUUCCAGAAUUUUUUAAUCAUAGCAUUAUUCAUAUGCCUACAGCUCUGAAAUGUCAAACACUGUUGUAGAGCGAGGCAGUUUCAUGUAAACAUCCGCUUUUUUGACACAGAUUUGGAUUUCUACACGUGAACAUGUGUGAAUGAGGACACCGGUUUGAAUCUGAUCUGAACAAACUUCUCUCUUCUUUCAUUCCUCUCUCUCUUUUCCUCUGCUCUCUCUGCUCAUUACUGUAUAUACGUAUAAAUGUAUGAACUGUGAGUGUUCAUAAUGUGAAAGAGGACAACUGGUGAUGAGGCUGGUAGUUUGGUAGUUGAACAUACAGAAGCAGGUAGUUGAUUCCAUAAUGAGAUGUCAGAGUGCAGGUCCUUCACUGUGCAGCUUCAUUACAAAUGGACAUUAGUGGCAAUAGAAACACUUUCUGCCAUCUACCAUCACCUCUGGUCCUCUUUUAGCCAAAAAUAGGUUUUAUGUCAUUUUUUGAUAUUGUUGUCAGCGACUUAUGUUUUUAAUAAAAAGAACAAUUUGAACUAA